AUGGACAGUCGCGUCCUCGAGCAUCACCCUCACGCCCACUUCGGUGGCUCGUUGGGCGGGCUGGUGGGCUUCCCGUAUCCGCUCGGUGCUCACCACCACCACCACCACCACCAUCACCACCAGCAGCACCAGCAUCAGCAGCAGCACCACCACUACGAGCUCGCCGGCGCGCACCACCUGCAGUCCGCGGCCGCCGUCCCCUUCACCAUAGACGGAUUACUAAACGGCUCUUGCUCGGCCUCGGUGGUGAGCUCCGGCGCGCUCUUGUCCCCCGACGGCCAGUACAAACUCUCCGAUUCCGGGGACCCAGACAAAGAAAGUCCCGGUUGUAAACGGAGAAGAACCAGGACCAACUUCACAGGCUGGCAGCUGGAGGAGCUGGAGAAGGCCUUCAACGAGAGCCACUAUCCGGAUGUGUUCAUGCGGGAGGCGCUCGCCCUCAGGCUGGACCUGGUCGAGUCCAGGGUUCAGGUUUGGUUCCAGAACCGACGUGCUAAGUGGAGGAAGAAGGAGAACACGAAGAAAGGGCCCGGGCGGCCCGCGCACAACUCCCAUCCGACCACGUGCAGCGGCGAGCCCAUGGACCCCGAGGAGAUCGCGCGGCGGGAUGAGGAGCGCGCCGAAAAGAAGAAGCGCAAGCAGGAGAGGAAGCUGCUCAAGUCGCAGAACAAACUUCUGCACGGUGACAGCUUCCACACGCCGGGCGGCUCCGAGAGUGACAGCGGCGUGUCGCAGUUCACCGACAGCGAGCAGCAGCCUUCUUCGGGCCCCAACGGGAAUACUCACGCGGAACUGCCGUUGACGUCGAGGCUUGCCGAAGGACACCGAACUGAAUCCAGCUGUGACCAAACCCGACAUGACUUCAACCACCAAAACCAAAGAAGAGAAGCGGAGCAGGUUUCUCCGGGCAGCACGCACAGCUCCGGAAGCCCUUCGGGCCCGAGAGCCUCGGCCCUGCAGAAGCGCAACCCUUUCAGCGUGGAGAGCCUCCUCUCGGACGCCACGCCUCGUCGGAAGCCGCUGGACUUCCCCUCACUGCCCACCCAGAGGACACUGGUGGGUAAAGGCCACUUCUUGCUUUACCCCAUUACCCAUCAGCCCCUUGGCUUUCUCGUGCCCCAAAGGGCCCUGAAGGUGUCACCCUGUCAGGACGACAUCAACAGGCUCCACCUGGGACAAAGUCUUGAACAGACAUGCGCUCCCACUGACCUCUCCUGCGCUCUCGCUAAACCUAUAAGCGCGGAUCAUAAAACACACGACCACCGUAGUCCUGCUAGCAAUAGAGUCGACAUAGAGGAGGAGUAUGCCGGCGAUUGUUCCACGCUCGCCAAGUCUCAGGCAUCCUCUCAGUCCGCCGAUUCCGGCGAGGCGGGGAGAGUCCUAACGGUGGCGGUGACCAGUAGCUGCCAAGCCGAGGAGCGGAGUGCAAAGGAGGAGCGAGCGUCUCCGGGCCUCUCCCAGGGUCUCGGCGCGAACACUGACUGUAGGGAAGCGCCUGAAACAGAUGGCGAGGACGUGGAUAUGGACUAACACUUGCUAUAGGAACACACACAAAGCAGCAUUGCUCAGACGCGGUCAGAAACAAGGCUACA
Molecule: messenger RNA, 1592 nt
Organism: Phycodurus eques (leafy seadragon)
Lineage: Eukaryota; Metazoa; Chordata; Actinopteri; Syngnathiformes; Syngnathidae
Product: homeobox protein unc-4 homolog
Exons: 3
Coding region: 1-1530 (509 amino acids)
Biological process (GO): regulation of DNA-templated transcription
Molecular function (GO): sequence-specific double-stranded DNA binding; DNA-binding transcription factor activity, RNA polymerase II-specific
Source: RefSeq, a predicted model, not a curated record